AUGGCAUUCAAACUCAUUGCUCUUGCUGCCUUUGUGGCUGUCGCCAAUGCCGGUCUUGUACCUUUGACACACGUGAGCUAUCAAACUGCACCGGUUGCCUACGCCGCCCCUUUGGCAAGUGCAGUCGUCUCUAAAACUGUCGAAGAUUACGACCAUCACCCCCAAUACUCGUUCAAUUAUGGAGUUUCCGAUUCUUUGAGCGGCGACCACAAGAGCCAGCACGAGACCCGCGACGGCGAUAAGGUCACCGGCAGCUAUUCCCUCAUCGAUGCCGAUGGCACCAAACGUACCGUCGACUAUGUAGCCGAUGAUGUCAACGGAUUCAACGCCGUCGUCCGCAGAGAACCAGCUGUCGCCGUAGCUACCCCAGUUGUCAAGACCGUCGCUACCGCCGCCGUCCCCGCUGCUACCUAUGGUGCUGCACCAGCUUACGCAUACCAAGCUGCUCCUGUAGCUCAUGCUACUUACUUUGCUCAACCUCACUACUCCCAAAUUUAUGUUUAA
Messenger RNA from Trichogramma pretiosum, 504 nucleotides. RefSeq names its product larval cuticle protein A2B-like. The transcript is spliced from 2 exons. NCBI's taxonomy places the organism in Eukaryota, Metazoa, Arthropoda, Insecta, Hymenoptera, Trichogrammatidae. The coding region runs from base 1 to 504 and encodes 167 amino acids. The record is from RefSeq and is a predicted model, not a curated record. Gene Ontology annotation, cellular component: extracellular matrix.